UUGAAUCGUAGUCCAUGCGGAGUCCAUCGAACUUCAUCCGUAUUCAGAGACAACCAAUCAGAGCAUAGUCGCUAUCAUAUUCACACGUGACUUUUAAAUCGCAGCUUCCUGUCAGUGGCCCACGAAAAAUAUCUCUUGGCGUCGAAAUUGACGGGCUUCGCAUCCCACUUCUAGCGGACGACAAUUCACAAAAGACUGCGACUUCGUACCGCUUCGUCAAUUCCCAUCGACUCGACUCCAUACCGCAAUCAUGACGACUACACAGGGAGCUAUCUCCAAGCGACGCAAGUUCGUCGCCGACGGUGUCUUCUACGCCGAAUUGAACGAGUUCUUCCAGCGCGAGUUGGCCGAGGAAGGUUACUCUGGUGUCGAAGUCCGAGUUACUCCUACCGUCACCGAUAUCAUCAUCCGCGCCACACACACCCAAGAAGUCCUGGGCGAGCAGGGCCGACGGAUUCGAGAACUCACCUCCCUCAUCCAGAAGCGAUUCAAGUUCCCCGAGAACAGUGUCUCUCUCUAUGCCGCCAAGGUCCAGAACCGUGGUCUCUCCGCCGUCGCUCAAUGCGAGUCCCUCCGUUACAAGCUGCUGAACGGUUUGGCCGUGCGAAGAGCAUGCUACGGUGUUCUGCGAUUCAUCAUGGAGAGCGGCGCCAAGGGUUGUGAGGUGGUUGUCUCUGGCAAACUGCGAGCUGCCCGAGCAAAGAGCAUGAAGUUCACUGACGGCUUCAUGAUCCACUCCGGUCAACCGGUCAACGACUUCAUCGACACUGCUACCCGUCACGUCCUCCUCAGACAAGGUGUUUUGGGUAUCAAGGUCAAGAUCAUGCGCGGCAGCGACCCAGAAGGCAAGGCCGGCCCUCAGAAAUCCCUCCCCGAUACCGUUACCAUCAUCGACCCUAAGGAAGAGCAACCUGUCGUGCAACCCAUGUCUCAGGACUAUGGUGCCAAGGCCAUGGCUGCUCAGCAAGCCGCUCAGGACGCCAGAGUCUCUCAAGAGAACGGCGGCGAGGGUGGCGAGGAGACAUAUGCUGAGGAAUAAAGCGUGGGAUAUGUGGGCGUUUAGUGAUUCACUUAGCAUAUCAUACCUGUUUUCGCGGAAACGAAAAGAGCGAAUGAGGCAUUUUCAGGGCCUGGCAUUCGGGAGAAGCGUCAUGAUGAAGAUUACUCCAUGGCAUGAAUGAAAAGAAUGCAUCAGACUGAUCUUGAAUUUCGUCACACUCUGGUCUGUCUAUUUGGCCGCCAUCAUUUUGUCUGCAUGCAGUUUCCUCAACAUUUCUCACAGGAAGACCUCCACAUUGAAUUCCACCGCGCUCACAGG
Molecule: messenger RNA, 1318 nt
Organism: Exophiala viscosa
Lineage: Eukaryota; Fungi; Ascomycota; Eurotiomycetes; Chaetothyriales; Herpotrichiellaceae
Product: 40S ribosomal protein S3
Exons: 3
Coding region: 251-1039 (262 amino acids)
Biological process (GO): translation
Cellular component (GO): cytosolic small ribosomal subunit; nucleus
Molecular function (GO): RNA binding; structural constituent of ribosome
Source: RefSeq, a predicted model, not a curated record